AUGCAGGGCGGGAGCUGGAACGAACCCCUCAGAGGGGCCCUUUGCCCCCAGUCCCGGACCAGGCGCUGCCUGCUGGGGCAAGGUGCAAGGUCGGUGCCUUGCUGGAACGUUCUGGCAGGAGCACUCUUUGGGCCAUGGACUGGACUGGUGCUGUGCUCGGCCCUAACAUCUGUGGGAGCGACCUUCUGCUACCUGCUCUCUGGCGCGUUCGGAAAGCAGUUCGUCAUCUACUACUUUCCUGAUAAAGUGGCUCUGCUGCAAAGAAAGGUAGAAGAGAACAGGAGCUGCUUAUUUUUCUUCUUGUUGUUCCUGAGGCUGUUCCCCAUGACACCAAACUGGUUUCUGAAUCUCUCAGCUCCCAUUUUAAACAUUCCUGUGGCCCAGUUUUUCUUCUCCGUUCUCAUUGGUCUUACACCAUAUAACUUCAUCUGUGUGCAGACAGGAGCCAUUCUGUCACAAAUAACCUCUUUGGAUGCCAUUUUCUCCUGGGACACGCUGCUCAAACUACUUGCGAUGGCUAUGGCAGCAUUGAUACCAGGGACCCUCAUCAAGAAAUACAGCAAGAAGCACUUGAAGCUGGAUGAAGACAAACAUGCUCAGUUACUCAAUGGCAAAAAGAGCUUGUGAUGGCUCAGGUGCCCCAGAUGUUGGGGGACUGCCUCGCAAAAGCUGCAGGUCUCUGUUCCUGUGGGCUAUAUUCUGCAUGCUCUGUGCCACCAUGGACCAAGGACAAUUGCAGUUUUUAAUCAUUCUUCUCGUCUAUGAGGAGGUGUAAGGUUCUUAUUUUUAAUGAAUGUUUAACUGUGCAUGUAUCUGCACGGAGAGCGCUAUACAGGGGCUUUGUGAACUUCAGUUAAUUUGCCUGUUUCCUUUAAAUCAGCCUGUGUCUCCAGUGUGCCCGACGGUGUUGCCAGCCCACUGCAAAUGUAUUAGCAAUGGAAAAAAAAAAAAAAUCAGGAGUAUUAGCAUCCCGUGAAGAAGGCAAAUCACAACCCCUUAGUCCCUCCCAGCUCUUGAACACGGGGGCCAAGCACCACACUCCCUGCGGUGUCCCUACCAGCCCAAGUCACAGGCUUCCCUUGGGCUCCUGCACUUCCCACCAAGUCCAGCUUUGUGAGCCCAGCUAGCCUCAGUGGUGUGACUGAGGUGGCAGCAGACAGCUGCUGCCCGCUCCAAGAGCGAGGCAGGCUGGUUUUCUGCCCAGCUUCAUCCCUUGGCACCAAAAGUCCACAGCACACGGAGCUAUGUUGAGCUGCAACAGCAAAAGCCUUGGCUAUUUUUCACCACCACUCUAGUAGCAGCAUUUCCCAGCUCUAGGCAGGCCCUACUGCCUCCUCCCCCUGCCCUCUCCAAACUCAUACUUAUUUAGCAUUUUUUUUGCCUAAAAUGAUGAACCGUGCAUUUCUGUGCUGUUAGGUGCAGUGGUACAAGUACCAAGCUGAGAAAAAAGUAAUGAUGUUUCAGGGUCCCUGCACCUUCUGUAGGAGAGCUUGCACAGUUGUAGAAGACCCUUACUUUGUCAUUCAGAUGUUAAGUAAGCACACCCUGCAGCAAAAUUAUUCAGGAUUUGGGGCCAGCUAUGAGCUGCCUGUUUGUAUCAUUCAUAUGUCAGAACACACGAGAUGAUUGCUUCUGAGGUCUGUCAGGGCUGCUACUCCCCACAAAGGCUAAAGGGACAAAAAAAAAAAAAGGAAUGG
Messenger RNA from Aptenodytes forsteri (emperor penguin), 1697 nucleotides. RefSeq names its product transmembrane protein 41A (gene TMEM41A). The record is from RefSeq and is a predicted model, not a curated record. The transcript has 4 exons. The coding region runs from base 1 to 627 and encodes 208 amino acids. NCBI's taxonomy places the organism in Eukaryota, Metazoa, Chordata, Aves, Sphenisciformes, Spheniscidae.